Messenger RNA from Pongo pygmaeus (Bornean orangutan), 2250 nucleotides. Its product is annotated as cancer/testis antigen family 45 member A10-like. The transcript has a single exon. Bases 1516 to 1995 code for a protein of 159 amino acids. The record is from RefSeq and is a predicted model, not a curated record. Lineage: Eukaryota; Metazoa; Chordata; Mammalia; Primates; Hominidae.
UGUCUUAACAUCUCUAAUAUAAUAAAUGCUAUGACAAUUUAACUUUUCUUUUUAAAAACUAUCAGAAGGUAGAUAGCACUUAUUCAGAGGAGCAUAUUAUUCAACUAAAGAAUGAAGCAGCUGGGAUGAGAAAAAUGUAGAUGAUGUAUAACAUGUAAAUGAUUCUCUGAGUUCUAGAGGGGAAACAGGACAUGAAAUGAGAAAAGGGCUGCCCAGCUACAGGCCAAUCCACUUCUCAUCUGCACCACCAUUCCCCAAAGAGCCAUUCUAGCCCACUUUUUCACCAUUCUCUCCUUAUAGACCAGAAAUUAUGAGCCAGUAAAGUUUACAUUCAGCUGGUUCAAGUGACAGUGUAUUAUUGCUAGGAAAAGAGACAGGAGAUCCAAUGAGAUGGUUUAUGGCUGAAAGUGAUAUUAACAUAUUAGUAUUUGUGGACUAUAAUCUGGAAAGCUCCCCAGAAGUUAAAUCAAUUUUAGUUGAGUUUAGUAUCUCUUAGGCCCCCUUGUUAUGAAAUGAUCCAUUUUGUCCUUUGUUUAGAGGACAGCUUUAAAAAGUCCCUAACAUAUCAAACAUUCGUUUGGAUAAGCCUCAAGUGUUUACUAGUUUCUGUCAUUCUACUUUAAUUGUAUCUUCAGGUCCUCAGUGAGGCCUUGGGUCAAUUUCAUAGAUAGAGAAGAGGAAAUCCAACACACUUAAUACAGAUAAAGGGUGUAUGAGAUAAAAAGGAAUGAAUUAAUGGCAUUUGCAGCAACCUCCGUGAGACUGGAGACUAUUAUUCUAAGUGAAGUAACUCAGGAAUGGAAAUCCAAACACUGUAUGUUCUCACUGAUAUGCAGGAGCUAAACUAUGAGGAUGCAAAGGCAUAAGAAUGAUACAAUGGACUUUGGGGACUUGGGAGGAAGGGUUGGAGGGGGGCGAUGGAUAAAAGACUACAAAUAGAGUGCAGUGUAUACUGCUUGGGUGAUGGGUGCACCAAAAUUUCACAAAUCACCUCUAAAGAACUUACUAAUGUAACCAAAUACCACCUGUACCCCAAUAACCUAUGGAAAUUUUUUUUAAAAAGGGUGUGUGAGAGAUAUUACAGGACCUUCUAAAGACAGCAAUUAGGAAAGUGGUCAUAAGAAGAAAGAGUGAUGUUAUUCUAUUCAAUAAAGCUGAAGCUUUCUGAGGUUCAGAAAGGAAAAAAGGAAAAAUGCAGAAGGGAGGAAAGGAGUAAGGAAGACUUUUUCCUAGGAGACAAGUAGAAUCCCCAGAGCUUAGCAGAAGGUGAAAGCAAAGAGUUAAAGAAAGGAAGUUUAACUCUGUGAGGUUUGUGGGAAAGAGUGUAAACGCAGGCCCCAUGGUUGUCAGGGCUGGUACCCAUGAUCCUACUGAACACAAGGCUUCUCCUCAGGACUCUGGCGCACCACACAGGUUCCCAGUGUUCCCAGUAUUUGGCUGGGGCAGGGUACGCCAUAGCAGGCAGUUUCCCUUCCAUCCCCCUUGGGCCAUACUGGAUCAGUCCUUCUGGAAACAAUGACUGAUAAAGCAGAGAAGGCUGCUGUAGAACCUGAAAACGUGUUUAAACGUCCCAGGGAAUCUGAGAGUCCUUCAUCUCAGAAAAGGCAGAAGAUGGCCCUGUUGUUAAGGAAACAAAGAGCAGGAGACAGUCUUAUUGGAGGCUCUGCCAUGUCCAAGGAAAAGAAGCUUAUGGCAGUAGAUGGUAUUCCACCAAGCCAAUUGGAUUCUCGAUUUGAUGACUUCAGUGGUUGCAGCAAAGAUGGGCUGAUGCAGAAACCUGGUAGAAAUGCACCUGUAGGAGGAAUCGUUACCAGCAAUUUCUCUGGAGAUGACCUAAAAGUCACAGAAAUACUCCCUUUUCCAAAAUGCCAAGAAGAAAUUAAUGCUAAUAUAAAAUGUCAAUUAGUGAAGGAAAUUCGACACUUUAGACGAAAAUAUGAAAAACUCUUCAAAUUGCUUGAAGGACUGCAAGGACCUAUAGAAGUCAAGAAAUGAUUUUUUGAAUCCAUCAUCAAGGAAGCCACAAGAUUUAUGAGACGAGACUUAAUUCAGCACCUUGAGAAGAAACUGGAAUAAAUGAUUUCUGGCUACUUGUUCAAGAAGGAUCAUCUCACCGCAAAUGCAUAAUCUUGUUAAUGAUUGAGGAGGAAAAAAGGAUCAAAUUGCUGUUUUCUAGAAUGGAGCAGGAUAUUGCUGAAGCCUCCUAGCAUGUGUUAGUGAAUAAAAUAGCCUUCCAGAGGCUAAGACAUU